CUUUGCUCUCACUGUUGUUAAUAUGCUUCAUACUUUUAUCAGUAGCUUAAGUAGCUGACACAGUUUCUCCUUUAUGUGAACCAACAGCAGCGGAGGAUACGGUUAGUCUCAGCUGAACUUUGACCUCUUUUCUCUGGAUUUCACAAUGCUCAUGUUGUCAGGAGGACAGCUCUCAGUUGUCGACUGAAACAAGAAAAAGCCAACGCACUGAUUUGGACAGUGGGGCAGAUCUUGUUGCUGCAGAGAGGAAGUAAUUUCACAUGAGGCAGGAAUGAAGAGAGCUGUGUCUUUUCUGAUCACUGCCUAUGCCUCAGUGCCUGUUGUUCUCUACCUGUUCCCCUGGAUACUGGGCCACGCCAUAUUUGCUCAUUUGUUGAGGUUUCCAUUCUUUGUGGAUCUUGGCAGACCUGAAGAUGUCCUCAACCACACAUGCAACUUCUACCUCAACACAGAGGAGGGUAUCUCAGUGGGAGUGUGGCAUACACUCCCUGCCAGCCAAUGGGAGGAGGCCGUGGGGAGAAGCCCUGAGUGGUACCGGGAGACUCUGGGAGACGGCCGUCCUGUUAUUAUCUAUCUCCAUGGAAACGUAGGAACCAGGGCAAUACAUCACAGGGUAGAACUGGCAAAGAUCUUAGGUACUGCAGGGUAUCAUGUCUUAUCUUUAGACUACAGAGGUUUUGGAGACUCCAGUGGGGAGCCAAGUGAAGCUGGACUGACCAGCGACGCCCUCUACCUGUACCAGUGGGUAAAGAAGCAAAGCAGAGGGAGUCUUGUCUGUUUGUGGGGACACUCGCUUGGAUCCGGGGUGGCAACUAACGCUGCUGUGAAACUACAAGAGCAAGGGUCUGCUGUUGAUGCUUUAAUCCUUGAAGCUCCAUACACAAGAAUUGGAGAGGUCGUAGCCAAUCAUCCGCUUGCUAAGUUGUACAUGUUCCUUCCAGGAUUUGAGAGCUUGCUAUGGAACAUACUAGAAUGGAACAACAUAGUAUUCGCAAAUGAUAAAAAUUUAAACACCUUGACCAGUCCGCUUCUUAUCCUGCAUGCAGAGGACGACAAUGUUGUACCUUAUCACAUGGGUCUGAAGCUGUACCAGAUAUCGCUCCAGGCUCAGAAAAAACACAACACAGAUGUUCAGGUUGAAAUGAUCUCCUACACUGCAAAUCGUGGAUUCUCCCACAACAACAUCUACUUAGAUCCUAAUCUGUCAAAUGUGGUUAGGGGCUUUCUACAAAAGCUGAGACAGUAGAGUGGUUCGUGAGAAGUGCGUCUGUUCUGUAGUUUUUGUUUUUUUUUGUUGCUUCUGUACAUAAUUGAAUUUAUGCCAGAUGAACUUCUAAACAACUAAAACAAAAGCCCUU
Messenger RNA from Toxotes jaculatrix (banded archerfish), 1358 nucleotides. Its product is annotated as lysophosphatidylserine lipase ABHD12-like. The record is from RefSeq and is a predicted model, not a curated record. The transcript is spliced from 12 exons. Gene Ontology annotation, cellular component: endoplasmic reticulum membrane. Gene Ontology annotation, biological process: phosphatidylserine catabolic process; monoacylglycerol catabolic process. Gene Ontology annotation, molecular function: phosphatidylcholine lysophospholipase A1 activity; monoacylglycerol lipase activity. NCBI's taxonomy places the organism in Eukaryota, Metazoa, Chordata, Actinopteri, Toxotidae. Bases 272 to 1246 code for a protein of 324 amino acids.